Annulohypoxylon truncatum is the source of this 1980-nucleotide messenger RNA. RefSeq names its product asparagine synthase-domain-containing protein. NCBI's taxonomy places the organism in Eukaryota, Fungi, Ascomycota, Sordariomycetes, Xylariales, Hypoxylaceae. The transcript has 4 exons. The record is from RefSeq and is a predicted model, not a curated record. Gene Ontology annotation, molecular function: asparagine synthase (glutamine-hydrolyzing) activity. The coding region runs from base 1 to 1713 and encodes 570 amino acids.
AUGUGUGGUAUUCAUGCAAUAAUCUCUACAGAUGCUGCGCGAAGCAUUUCUCAUGAAUUGAGAACGCUGCUGUCAAAUCGUGGACCAGACCAUUUUGGCCAACUUCAUCGGGAACUUCCUAUCGAGAAUGGGGACUCGGCGGUUCACAUCAGUUUUACUUCUACCGUCUUAGCUUUGCGAGGGGACCAUAUUGCAAAACAGCCUUUGGUAUCACCUACAACUGGAUCUGUUCUUUGCUGGAACGGGGAAGCCUGGAGGAUCAGUGGUCAAUUCAUUAGGAGUAAAAAUGAUGGGGAGCUGAUCAUAGCCAAACUUGAUGCAACGGAUGCACUUUCGAACGAAGCCCGAGAGUCGCACAUUCUAGACGUCUUGCGCAAUAUUGAUGGACCCUUCGCAUUUCUCUUUUAUGAUACUCAGAUCAAACGUCUCUACUUUGGCCGAGACCGUCUUGGGCGACGAUCGCUAUUAUUUAAUCAAGCAGACGAUGGCAACUCGAUCUCAUUCUCGAGCGUCGCGGACGUGCCCACCGCUGGUUGGAUGGAAGUCAACGCAGAUGGAGUCUAUUCCUUGAACCUGGACACCCGCCGAGCUACACCUCAUGGACUGAAGCUCGACACCCAUGCUAUCAAACACGAUUGGAUACCGUCUGGAGGAGACGACAUGGUUUCGAGUAUUGGCAUUUUCAAUACGACUUUGCCUCCACCCGAACACAAGUUAGAUUUCAGCUCAUUAUCAGUCGAAAAUCUUAGGUACUGGCUAUGCGGAUCCCUCAAGCUGCGGGUAUUGGACAUCCCAGAGCCGCCCAAUCCAUCCAAUGAUGUUGAUAUUCGUGUCGCCAUCCUAUUCUCUGGCGGCAUAGACUGCACUGUUCUCGCGAGGCUGGCUCACGACUUUGUCCCAGCGAACCAAGGAAUUGAUUUGAUUAAUGUUGCUUUCGAAAACCCGCGCCAGGUUUCGAUAGGCAAAACUCUGCCACACCUAGAUGCGUCGGAUAUUUAUGAGGCCUGUCCAGAUAGGGUGACUGGCCGCAAGGCUUUUGCUGAACUGAAGUCUGCGUGUCCGGAUCGGCAUUGGCGCUUCAUCGCAGUUAAUGUACCCUUUGAAGAGGCCAUGAGCCACAAGUCAAAGAUCGUUUCACUACUCCAUCCCCACCACACGGAGAUGGACCUCUCAAUCGCCUUAGCACUUUACUUUGCUGCACGGGGUAUAGGCCACUCCUAUAUACACAAGUGUGAAUGGGAGCCAACACCGCCAAUCGUAACUUCACCAGCUAGGGUUCUCUUGUCUGGCCUAGGUGCCGAUGAACUUUUCGGUGGUUACGCACGACAUGAGGCUGCCUUUAAAAACGGAGGAUAUCCCCGUCUUAUUGACGAGUUGAAAUUAGAUAUUAGUCGUAUCGGGCAAAGGAACUUGGGCCGUGACGAUCGGAUCAUGUCACACUGGGGGAAGGAGGUGCGCUUUCCUUAUUUAGAUGAGGAACUUGUCAGGUUUGCGAUCAGCUCUCCAGUAUGGGAGAAGUGUGAUUUUCAAAACCAGUUCCAUCCAGCUAUCAUCGACCCAGCAAAGAGGAUACUUAGGCUUCUAGCUGAUAAGCUCGGCCUUCCCAUUAUUGCAAGGGAAAAGAAAAGAGCAAUACAAUUCGGGUCAAGGACAGCGAAGAUUGAGAGCACCACGGGUAGACGCCGAGGCACGGCACCCAUCACCUCAACUUAGUACCGUUGAUUUUUGAUAUGAGAAUCGGAUAAUCGAAAGUUCGAUGGUCUGGCGGUGAUGAUUCAUCAGAUACUUCCGAGUUGGAUUGCAAUGCAUUCGUUUUAAACCCCAGUGUGUGUUUCUGUAUUACAGUAACCCUCUUGGCAAGUUUUUAUCGAACAGCUACCAACAAUGACGCCCAAAAGGCAUGUCUGAGCCAGACUUCUCUAUUUGCUCCCAUUGGAGCAUUAUGCAUUAACUGAAGGCGAUCUGUAGGGUCUCUUUCUU